AUGCCAUUUGCGCAGCCUCCUGAACAAGGGCCCCUUAGAUUCUCACCACCAGCUUCGUUGAACACCUCCUGGACUGGGUCGAGAGACGCCACCCAGUUCGGCAACAUUUGCUACGGCUACGGGAAUGACAACAACAGGCUCGCGGCGCUUGGUUUCAAGAUCUCCGAGGACUGUCUGAGCAUCAACGUCGUUCGCCCCUCCAACUACACAAACCAGUCGCUCCCAGUUGCCGUGUAUAUCUAUGGGGGCGGCUACUUCCAAGGCGGCAGUGCUGAUCCUCGGCUGAACUUCUCGUCCAUCAUUAGGGACUCUGUCGCCGCAGGGAAGCCCAUCAUUGGUGUUAGUUUUAACUAUCGCCUUUCUGCCUUUGGCUUUCUAGGAGGAUCUGAAAUCGUUGCCGCUGGGGCUGCAAAUCUUGGCUUUAGGGAUCAGAGACUGGCGCUUCACUGGGUGCAAGAGAAUAUUGGAGCGUUUGGAGGAGAUCCUGCGAAAGUGACGAUAUUCGGCAACAGCGCGGGUGCAGGUUCUGUCGGCGCACAGCUGUUGGCAUACAAUGGGCGCGAUGACGGACUGUUCAGAGGCGCCAUUUCUCAGUCGGGAGCUCCUGCUGGUUUCUCGCCAUUCUCUCCGUUCCUCGAUGUCACAAAGUGGGACGAGGUCUAUGACAAUAUCACAGCCGGUACAGGCUGCAACUCGACAGAUACGCUCAACUGUCUACGAAACGUGCCAAUCGAGGUUUUGAAUGCCAUAGUCAAUUCUACAGCCACUUCAGGGGCUUCCUACGGACUAGUUUUUGACGGUGACUUUGUUGCCGAUGCACCGGGAGCGCAGCUGGCCAAGGGCAACUUCGUCAAGGUUCCGUAUAUCAUCGGCCACAACACAGACGAAGGAUCUGCCUUCAUCCCAGGGAACAACUUUGACAACGCCACGCUCUAUCCGACAUCCAAGAUCGACACGGAUGAGCAGUUUAGGGACUACAUCGUUUCGCUCAAGGCCAACGAGACGGUGGCAAGUCGUGUGUUCGACUUGUACCGCCAAAACGCAACCGACCAGGCUCUAGCCACGUACCCAGACGAUCUCGGCGCUGAACUUGGUUACCAAUACAAGAGAGCUGUUACGCUCGCUGGUGACUCUAACAUCAUCGCACCGACUCGCUACACGGCUCAGAUGUGGACGACCUACAACGUACCCCUCUACAAGUAUCGAUGGGACGUUACAGUCAGCGGGCUACCUCGCUACAUCGGCGCAACGCAUGCGAAAGAGAUCUUCUUCGUCUUCAACGACCAAAGCAGAGACGAUUACGACGUGUGGCCUCUGCAAGACAAACCCCAGUCGUUCUCUGACCUGGCUUCCAUCAUGGCAACUGCAUGGGCCAGCUUUGUUGCGACAGGGGACCCGAAUAGUAAUGGAUCUGGUAAGUGCGGUCUUCUGCAGGCCUCGACAGGAUGA
Messenger RNA from Colletotrichum fioriniae, 1449 nucleotides. Lineage: Eukaryota; Fungi; Ascomycota; Sordariomycetes; Glomerellales; Glomerellaceae. The record is from RefSeq and is a predicted model, not a curated record.